AUGAGUAAAGCAGCAGCUGUUAUUCCUGCAACUGUUAAACAUACGGCUAGUUUAAUCUUCUUACAUGGUCUCGGCGAUGUUGGGUCAAGUUGGCAAGACGCAUUUAAUAUGUAUCGAAUUGCAAAAGCAGCCCCGCAUGUAAAAUUUAUAUUUCCAAAUGCUCCGGUCCAAAGAGUUACAUUGAAUAUGGGAAUGCCAAUGCCAACUUGGUUUGAUAUUCAUGGUCUUGAUCAAAAUGCGAAAGAAGAUCAAGAAGGCAUCGAAAAGUCAUCAAAAUUAUUAAAGGAUCUUGUUGAAGAAGAAAUAAAAAGUGGAAUUCCAGCAGAACGUGUAAUAGUCGGUGGUUUUUCAAUGGGUGGUGCCGUUGCCAUUCAUGCAGCAUUAACUUCGCCUCAUACACUUGGUGGUGUUUUGGCUUUAUCAACAUGGCUUCCAUUAUCGACAACAUUCCCAAAGGCAUUGAUAUCUGGUGAUAAAAAAAUGAAUCUACCUAUUCUUCAAUGCCAUGGUGAUGAAGAUCCAAUGGUUCAAUUAAGAUGGGCUCGUCUUACCGAAGAAGGAAUAAAAGCAAUGGGUUUUAAACAAUAUACUUUUAAAGAAUAUAGAAAUAUGGGUCAUUCAUCAUGUGAUCAGGAAAUGGACGAUGUAAGUGCAUUUGUUGUAAAAAACUUACCAAAAACCGACUGA
Adineta steineri is the source of this 687-nucleotide messenger RNA. The record is from the annotation of a GenBank genome assembly. Lineage: Eukaryota; Metazoa; Rotifera; Eurotatoria; Adinetida; Adinetidae.